Molecule: messenger RNA, 672 nt
Organism: Closterium sp. NIES-65
Lineage: Eukaryota; Viridiplantae; Streptophyta; Zygnematophyceae; Desmidiales; Closteriaceae
Source: the annotation of a GenBank genome assembly
AUGCUUCACCUCGUGUGGACGAACGACCCUGCUCAGUCCGGAUGGUUCAUCCGGAAAAUGCAGGUUUAUCGCAACACGCGCUGGGAGCAGGGCAGGGCGUAUGUGUACAUCCUGGAGGGCUUGCCGUAUGAUCCGCCAGCGUUCUCUCGCGUGGCGAUGCCUGCUGACAUCACGGUCGGCGCGGCGCCUGCAAUUUUGCGUCAGGAGUUCAUUGCACAGCAUCGCGCAGAACAGUGCACACAUCAGCUCAUGCCCUGGCAUCGCCGCAACGACCUCCCGUUCGCUUCCGCAUCGUUCGAGAGGGGCAUCUACAAGUCUUUCCGGCGUGCCAACCAAGCGCCGCUUGUCUUGCGCGCCUAUGUAGUAGCCUUCUGGCUAUACGGGGUCGAGUUUCCGCUCAUCAACGGCACUCAGAUGCCAUGGUUGGCGCCCCAGAAUGACGAGGGGGUACGCUGGUACCACGAGCACGUGGUAGCGUGGGCCCGUCAGAGCAUUUUGACCGGCAAUGCUAUCGACGGACCGUGGUGGGACUGCAACGCACGUGCUUGGGCAUUUCGGCAGGGGAGCACCGUCAUCAUUUCGGAAGAAGGAAUGGAGGACAUUUCUCCUCUGGCCCCUCCAGUUGCACCCUUUCCGCCGCCUGCGGACGAGCAGGAUGGCGAUGACGAGUAG